AUGGAAUUGCUCGAAGGAUCUCGAAAACCAAAGUCAGCUACGAUGUUGACCCCACAGUUUAUUGGGAAAUUGUGCACUCUACCCUACCCCGUUGUCAAAAUCAUUCUCCAGUACUACACUGUCGGCACAAUAUACUCCAAAACCAACAAAGAAUUCAAGCACUCCUUGUACAAAAAUAUCCUUGUGGCUAUGGAAGCUCAUAUGGCAAUGAAUUUACAAAAGAGUGACAUGAAGGCAGUUUGUUACGAGCCUAUUAAUAAGUUGUUGAAGCGUUUCAAAAAGACAAACCCAAUGUCUAAACAAUUGAAUGCAUUUGGUGAAAAGUUUGAUGAGUGCAGUUAUUGGAUACACAAGCUGGAUUUACCAAAAGAAAAGACAAAUGUUGUUGUUUACAUGCACGGCGGUGGAUACUUGCUUAAUAUGAUUGAUUCUCAACUUGCAUUUAGUGCUGCUUUACAUUUUGCAUUGGAUGAUCAAACAGCCGCUCAUACUUCAAUCUUAAUCAUUGACUAUUCGUUAACCAUGUUUGAUCAUAUUUAUCCUACUCAAUUGUACGAAUGCUUGCGCACUUACAGCAACUUGGUUAAACUGGGAUACACAAACAUCACUUUGAUGGGGGAUUCAGCUGGUGCGCAUAUGUCAUUAUCAUUAGCCAGAGCCAUUGCGUACCCGGAAGAAGUUAAACUACAGUUUGACUAUUUCAGUCAAUUUAAUGUGAACUUCAACAUAUCUGACUUGCCACAACCCAUAGCCUUAAUACUAGACGCUCCUUGGGUCCAGCCAUGCACUCCACCAUUACCAUCGCGACACCACAUUGACACCACUGGUGACAUUAUUGGAUUCGAUGUCAAUUUGGGCCACUACCUAGUGGAAAACUUGGACCAAAAAUUCAUCAACAAUUUCCUCAAAUUCACAAACACAAACUGGGACGAACAUUGGGCCAAAGUAGAUGCGAUAAAUAAUGGCAACACCCUCAUUAUUGUUGGUGAACGUGAAGUUUUGCGUGAUGGAAUGGAAGAUUUUUACCAUAUUGCCAACAAGAGCGGUAGUAUUCAAUAUUGUGUUGAACCGGGUGGGAUCCAUGCAGGCAUGGUUUAUAUUGAAAGUUUGGAUUAUAUGGGGAAAAAGGGAGGUAAGAGAGCUAUAAGGGGAGAGUUUAAUGACAAAUUUGGAAUCAACUUGGUGUCAGAUUUUCUCAAUACUCGCGGUUUCAAAGAAUAG
This is a messenger RNA of Lodderomyces theae, 1221 nucleotides long. RefSeq lists its product as uncharacterized. The record is from RefSeq and is a predicted model, not a curated record. The coding region runs from base 1 to 1221 and encodes 406 amino acids. NCBI's taxonomy places the organism in Eukaryota, Fungi, Ascomycota, Pichiomycetes, Serinales, Debaryomycetaceae. The transcript has a single exon.